Molecule: messenger RNA, 2523 nt
Organism: Debaryomyces tyrocola
Lineage: Eukaryota; Fungi; Ascomycota; Pichiomycetes; Serinales; Debaryomycetaceae
Source: the annotation of a GenBank genome assembly
AUGAAUAAUCCAUUCCACUCGAGAAAAGUUUCAUCUUCGAGUGAAGAUGAAAAUCCUUACGAUACACCAGAGAAUUAUUACGGUCCCAAGACGAACCCUGUUGGUGCUGGCAAGAAUUCGAAAUUAGGGAAGGUUAGAACAUUUUCCGUCUUUGAACCAAAAAGGUCGCAGUUUUUUGAUGAUUACAACCCUGGUUAUACCAACUCGGAUGUUACCGAACAGCCUGACAAGGAAACGAGUCCAUUUUCAGAUUCACCAACUCCAGAAGUCGAAUGCAAAUGGGAUGAUUUCAAGUCGUCAUCUGGCGUUGCACCACUGACGGGAAAGAAAGUGGAUGAAAUUCCCUCAACACAUAAUCCUAGGGGAGGAAACAGAAAUUCUAUAGUGCCAAUUUAUGACGACAUUUCGCUGGAUUCGGUGGAAGAUUUCAACGCAUCAACGAAACCGAAUCCUAAACGCUUGCAUUAUAGGAGAGCCUCGAUGGAUGAUUCAUUCCUCAAACCAAGAAAAUUCUUUAUCAACGAUAUUGACCUUACCCUUAAGGAGCUCUUGAAGAAUGAAGAUACCGACCACAACUUUCAAAUUACUAUUGAAGAUAAUGGGCCCAAAGUUAUUAAAUUAGGUACGGCCAACUCAAAUGGGUAUCGUCAGGCACCAAUUAGGGGUACAUACAUGUUGUCCAAUUUGUUACAGGAACUUACAAUAGCUAAGAGACUUGGUAGAGACCAAAUGAUUUUGGACGAGAACAGAUUGAAUGAAAAUCCAGUUUACCGUAUGAGGCGUCUUAUUACGACUCAAUUCUGGAAAUCAUUGACAAGAUUGUUAACCAGAGAUAAUAUAAUGGAAAUGUCUAAGGAUACUAAGAUUGAGGAAGAAGUAACUGACGAAAAUGGUCAAAUUCAACAUAAUAAGGAGAGUCAUAGAAUAUACAUUCCUUAUAACAGAAAGGAUCAAUUUGAUUAUUUCAAUAGUAUAAAAGAAGCAAACCCGGAUAUUACUCUUGAUGUCCAAUAUUUGCCUAAGAAUAUCGAUGCCGACUAUGUGAAAUCGAUUAAUAAAAGGCCAGGUUUGUUGGCUCUUAGUGCUGCUCCUGAUCCAAAUGAUCCAACCAACCUAAUCAAUCAGCCAUAUGUCGUCCCAGGAGGAAGAUUUAAUGAAUUAUAUGGAUGGGAUUCUUAUAUGGAAACCAUUGGUUUAUUGGUUGAUGUCACUGUUGAUGAUCAAGAACAUUUAAAAUUGGCUAGAGGAAUGACAGAGAAUUUCAUUUAUGAAAUUCAUCAUUACGGUAAAAUAUUGAAUGCUAACAGAUCCUAUUAUUUAACUAGGUCCCAGCCUCCCUUCUUGACUGAUAUGGCCUUGAGGGUUUUCAAUAAAACCAUGGAAGUAGCUCCAGAAAGACUAGAAGAGUCUUUGGAUUUCAUGAGAAGAGCCAUUGCGGCAGCCAUUACAGAAUACAAUAACGUUUGGUUUGCAGAGCCAAGGUUAGACAAAGAAACAGGAUUAUCUUGUUAUCAUCCAGUGGGGAGUGGUAUACCUCCGGAGACUGAGGCUAGUCAUUUCAAUGCAAUUUUAGAUCCUUACAUCAAGAAACAUGGUAUUUGCCAGGCUGAGUUUAUUGAAGAAUACAAUAAUGGAAACAUUAAGGAACCAGAAUUAGACGAGUACUUCUUACACGACAGAGCCGUAAGAGAAUCCGGACACGAUACAUCUUACAGGUUAGAAGGUAAGUGUGCCCAUUUAGCUACAGUGGAUUUGAAUUCUUUGUUGUACAAGUAUGAAGCUGAUAUCGCCUUCGUUAUCGAGUCAUUCUGCGAUGGAAAAUUGGAAAAUAGGGACACUGGCGAAAUUGAAACAGCAGAGAAAUGGAGAAAAAAGGCUAAUUUGCGAAAGGAAAGAGUUAGUAAGUACUUGUGGAAUGAGGAAGACUCGAUUUUCUAUGACUAUAAUAUUAAAGCAAAAAAACAAACUGGUUACGAAUCUGCAACCACAUUUUGGCCGUUAUGGUCUCAAGUAGCUUCUGCGGAACAAGCAGAUAAGCUAGUUAAGAAUUCGACUCUGAAACUAGAAGAAUUUGGUGGGCUUGCUGCUGGUACUUUGAAGUCGCGAGGUGGUAUCAAUUUACACAGACCAUCAAGACAAUGGGACUAUCCCUAUGGAUGGGCCCCGCAGCAGAUUCUAGCAUGGAUCGGAUUGUGCAACUACGGCUACGAAGGUGUUGCUCGUAGAUUAGCUUAUCGUUGGUUAUAUCUAAUGACUCAAGCAUUCGUUGAUUAUAAUGGUGUUGUUGUAGAGAAAUAUAACGUCACCAAGGGUGCGAUUCCUCACAAAGUUGAUGCAGAAUAUGGUAAUCAAGGUUUAGAUUUCAAGGGGGUUGCCAUGGAAGGGUUUGGCUGGGUUAACGCAAGUUAUGUGUUUGGCUUGACAUUUAUGAAUCUUCAUGCUUGUAGAUGUUUAGGAACCCUCACCCCACCCGACGUUUUUUUGAGAUAUUUACAUCCUCAACAAAGAAAAGACUAUCAGUGA